Actinia tenebrosa (Australian red waratah sea anemone) is the source of this 4619-nucleotide messenger RNA. Its product is annotated as immunoglobulin superfamily member 10. Lineage: Eukaryota; Metazoa; Cnidaria; Anthozoa; Actiniaria; Actiniidae. Gene Ontology annotation, biological process: homophilic cell-cell adhesion; synapse organization. The record is from RefSeq and is a predicted model, not a curated record. Gene Ontology annotation, cellular component: neuronal cell body; axon; plasma membrane. Gene Ontology annotation, molecular function: protein binding; axon guidance receptor activity.
CCUAAAGCAUAUCGUGUUCGCGUGGCUUGUUGUAAUACCACAAAACGAAGAUAGAUCAGAUAUAGACUUGUUUUGCUGCUAACCUUUAUAUAAAGGGUGCUCUUUUUGGUAAUCUAUAGAGGGUUAAUGUCUCUCGACAGAUAAGCGAGUUCAAAACCUACAUAAUGAUCAGCUCAAAAGACACUCUAACGAUCCGCCAUUUGCUUUGUUAUGUAUUUAUCUUUGGAAGCUUCUUCCUCGUCUUUACAAGUGGAUUUACGUGGAUUCAAACUCCUGGCGCAAAAACAUAUGCAGAAAUUGGAAAGAGUGUGACCUUACGAUGGAAUUAUAAGCUUAAUAUCUCACAGAAUGAAACUCAUCAUCUGAGUGAUGUGGGAUUUGUAAAGAAAGGAAACACGCAAACUUCACUUGCUUUGAAAGUAAAAGAAGAUGAAUUUGAAUAUGGCCCAAAUGAUCUUUCGGGGAAGUAUGAAGUACAUGGUAAACAGAAUAUUUCAUUGAUUCUUAAAGAUGUUCAAGAAAGUUUCGAUCGUACUUUUUGCUUAAAAACAAAAUACAAGCUCAAUGGAUUACUUCAAGCUGAAAAAUCAAAAUGUACCAAAUUAUGUUCAUUUGCCUAUCCAUUGGUUGAUUUCUCCCCUAAGGCCACGUUAGUGAAUGUGACAGAUCUUGUGAACUUGUACUGCAACGCUACAGGCAAACCUCAGCCCAAUAUCAUAUGGAAGAAAGCUGAUGAUCCAUCAGAAGUACUUGCACCAUCCAGUAGUUGGUUCAACCUUUCUGUUACGGGUCCUUCAGUCCAAGGUCUAUACAUGUGUAUCGCUAAUAACAGCUUUGGAACGAACAACAAGACAUUCUUUGUGGAAGUGCAGUUUAAGCCCAAAAUUCAGUAUAUUUCAAUGGAUCAAAUACAUCCAGAGGGAGCCAGAGUUUCACUUUAUUGUAAUGCGUCUGGUAAUCCGAUUCCAAAUAUUGCAUGGGAGGCCACGGGUAAUACGAUGACUAGUGGACAAGGAAAUGCAACAUUGAAGCUUGCCAACAUAAGCAAGGCAGAUACUGGAGAAUAUAAUUGCACUGCAAAGAACAUCUUGGGAAUGACUUCUAAAAAGACUAGACUGACAGUUCAAUAUCGACCCGUCGAAACUACAUUAACUGCGGAUCCUGGAACUGAUGUUAUUCUCGGUAGAAAAUUAGUCCUUAAUUGCACUUCGUCAGCCUUGCCAAAAGCCAAUCAGUUUCAUUUUUAUCGCAACGGUUCUUUUCUCAAAAAUGUGACAGACGGACUUCUCAGUGUAGAUAAUAUCACGUCGACAAAAAGUGGAGAAUACAAGUGUAUACCGUCAAAUACGUUAGGGGAUGGAGAUCCAGCUACGGUCAUGAUCAAUGUAUUAGAACCACCAGUACUUUCAGAAUCACUGAAAAAUCGCACCAUAAAUGAAUCUGAAACAUUGGAGCUACGAUGCAAAGCUAAAGGGAACCCAUUACCAGUUGUAACUUGGACAAAAAAUUCGAAAUUUUUAAGUCACAACGACACUUAUAAAAAGGAAAACACAAGCAGAAACGAUGCUGGGGUAUAUCGAUGCACUGCAAACAAUAGUAUUGGUGAACCAGUGUAUUCUGAAGCCACGGUCAUUGUUAAUUAUGCUCCAGAGGUCACCAUAAACAAAUCCAAACAAACUGUAAAUGAAACCCAUUCUGCUUCAUUGGACUGCCAAGCUUCAGGCAAGCCAGCUCCUCGAGUUCAGUGGUUUAAAGAAAAUGUCUCCAUUGGCAAUGAAUCUGUAACGCUAUUAACAAAUGUGACCUGGAAGGACGCAGGGAAGUACGUCUGUAAAGCUUACAAUCUUCUAGGGAUAAAAUCUGCAACUACCGAACUUAUCGUCCAAUACAGUCCUAUCAACACGAAACUUACCACACAUACUGGGGAAUUCAAAGUUGCAGUUAACGACACGCUCAUACUUAACUGCAGCGCACAAGCUUUCCCACCAGCAAAUCAGUUCACGUUCUCUUCUAAUAAGACGACGCUUCAAAGUUCUCCAAAGAGCACAUUUAUUAUUAAGAAACCGAUGUUAUUUCCUGACGAAGAGUAUACCUGCAUACCAGAAAACAUUAUGGGAAGUGGGCCACCAUCUAGUAUCAACAUAAGUUAUCUUGAACAACCGUCCUUUCGUCAACAACCUGAAACAAAUAUUACCGUGAAUGAAGCUGAAACGAUAAAAUUGGUAUGCCUUGUGCGCGGGAAACCUAAGCCAAACGUUACUUGGACAAGAGAUGGUGUAUACAAUGUUAUUGGAACUGGCGAGGAGUUUAUUAAGAAUAAUACAAAUAGCAGCGAUGCUGGGCAAUACAAUUGUACAGCGAGUAAUGGAGUUGGACGAAUCCUUAGCGCUUCAUUUUCAGUAGAAGUUAAUUAUAAACCUAUCAAUACAAGGCUCUCUAUCACUGGACGCCGUGGUAUUACGAUAAACGAAUCCCUCACCUUGAACUGCAGUGCACAAUCUAAUCCACCGCCACACAUUUUCAGUUUCCAGGUCAAUGGAUCAAAAGCAAAUCAUACUCCAUCAGAAAGCACAUUCGUCAUUAAGAAGGAUCGGGCGUUUUAUGACGAGAGCUACACUUGCAUUGCUACGAAUUUGCUUGGUGGUGGCGAAAAGUCAGACUCUCUUAUAAUAACUAUGCUUGAACCUCCUACCAUUUGUACUGGGCCCAAAAAUGUUACAGUCAACGAAACUGAAGCGAUAACAUUGAAGUGCCAAGCACGUGGUAAGCCACCGCCAAAGAUAACCUGGACUAAGGGGAGCUCAACGGAUAUUUUAUCAACAAAUGACACGUACAGCAAGGCUAGGGCAGAAACAUGUGAUGCUGGGGUAUAUCGAUGUACUGCAAGCAAUGGUGUGAAGACACCAGUAUCAGCUCAAUUUUCAGUGACAAUUAAAUCAUUCCCCUUGGCUCCAGAAAUCCUAAAUAUUGCCAAAUCAAUACCUAGUGUUGAAGUCCAUUGGGAACAACCAGUUACAAACUGCAGUCUUCCUAUCACAGGAUACAUUGCACGAGUAAAGAAAAAAGAGAGCCAGGACGAAUGGACGGAAUGCGAGGCAUUGCAUGUUAGAAACUACACAUGGACUUGUUCUUUUAGAGAUCUUCAGAGCAGCACAACGUACACCUUACAGAUAAUUGCAAAGAAUCGAUUUGGUAGAGGAAAUCCAGCUGAAGAGGACUUUGAGACAAAAGACGGGGGAAGUGCUUCUGGGUCUAGUGAUGCAAGAACAGGGGGGCUGUCAAAGAAAAGCUACAUCAUCAUUGGAGCGAGUGUUGGAGGGUUCUUUCUGCUCGUAAUUAUCAUAUUGGUGGGCAAGAGACUCAAGACAAAGCACGGAGAAAGUAGUCUUCAAACGCCAAUAGAGCUGAGAGAACCAGAUGAGGUUCCAAUUGAUUUUACCAUCAAAAACGAAAUACAAUAUGGCCAUGACGGACCAAUGUCAGCAAGCCAGGAGACUUUAGAAAUCCAGGAAAAAGAAGAUGGAAAACCAGAGGAAGAUAGGCAAGAUCAAAACGUCAAAGCGGAAGUACAAAAUGGGCCUGACAAACAAAUGACAGCAAGCAAGGAGAAUUUAAUAGUCCAGGAGACAGAGAAAAAAGAAGAUGGAAAACCAGAGGAAGGUCGAGAAGAUCAAAACGUUAAAUCGGAAAUACGAAAUGGGCCUGACAAACAAAUGACAGCAAGCAAAGAGGAUUUAAAAGUCCAGGAGACAGAGGCAAAAGAAGAUGGAAAACCAGAGGAAGGUCGACAAGAUCAAAACGUUAAAUCGGAAAUACGAAAUGACCCUGACGGACAAAUGACUGCAAGCAAAGAGGAUUUAAAAGUCCAGGAGACAGAGAAAAAUGAAGAUAAUGAUAGUGGCGAAGAUAACCUCGCAAUGUAGAAUUUCUCAUAUCGAACAAGCAGGAAAUGUGCUGGCUAGAAAAGGUUUAGUAGACUUAUAAUUGCAUGUUAGUAGCAGUUUCCUGGUUCGAGAAAAAAAGCAACUGUCGAUUUAGCAUUGCGGUGCAUUGUGGACUUACUUUUUUUUAGUCUUUUUUCGACAUCGGAAUAGCUAAUAUGAAUAUUGAACAACUUUUACAAAAAACUAAACUCCAAUCGUAUAUUUUUUCCAAUCAAGUUCUACCCCAAAACCCUUUCAAUAUUAAUAACCAAUGUUCAAUAGUAUAUUAAAGACGCCUUAUACGAAAUAAUAGCAAAACCAUAUAAUCACGUUCUUGCUUUACAAUAUGUAGGAAUGUAUAUAUCAAAUGCGACACCAAAUAUACACUGCGUGUCACACCAACCGCAGUAAAAGUAAUAUAAACGUACAGUGGUGAAAGUAACGGUUGUAUAAUCACUCAUAAUGAGAUAUAAAACAAGAGAGGAACAGGCAUGCUAAAAUAGGUUAGAUCGGAUGCAUUCCACAAGAAUAGUCUUUUAGUCCAGGAAAACUGGAUUAGGUUAGACCAGAUACGAUUGUUCCUGUCUCCUGUCAUAGCUCCCAUCAUGUGAUAGUAUGCAUGUUAAAUAAGUAUUAUUGCAUAUGGCAUUUUUGUAGGCUUUUGUAAAGCGUUUAAAUUAAAUUCAGUUCAAUGUA